Messenger RNA from Lactuca sativa (garden lettuce), 956 nucleotides. Its product is annotated as putative peroxygenase 4. NCBI's taxonomy places the organism in Eukaryota, Viridiplantae, Streptophyta, Magnoliopsida, Asterales, Asteraceae. Gene Ontology annotation, molecular function: monooxygenase activity; calcium ion binding. The record is from RefSeq and is a predicted model, not a curated record.
UUUACAAAACCUCAUUAUAAAACCCUCCACACCCUGUCUUUGGAUUCUCCAUCUUGCCUUCACACAACUUUUAUCUUUACAUACACACAAGAUUCUGUAAUCUUUAACUUUAGGCGUAAUAAUUAAGCAAAGCAUCAAUCCAUGCCUGUAGAAUCCGCGUUUAAAGCAAUCGAGAGCGACGAAAAUGUGUUGCAAAAGCACGUUGCUUUCUUUGAUCGUAACAACGAUGGUGUGAUUUACCCCUGGGAAACUUUUCAAGGGUUUCGAGCAAUUGGGAGUGGAAUUCUGCUAUCCUCAGUCGCUGCUCUCUUCAUUAAUAUGGGUCUCAGUGGAAAAACUCGCCCUGGGAAGAAGUUCCCCAAUUUACUCUUCCCGAUUGAGAUCCAAAACAUCAAUAUGGCAAAACAUGGCAGUGAUUCUGGCGUCUACGACACUCAUGGAAGGUUUGUUCCUUCAAAGUUUGAGGAGAUAUUCGAGAAGUAUGCACGAACGAAUUCAGAUGGGUUGACAGCAGAUGAACUCAAAGAAUUUAUCAAAGGAAAUAGGGAACCAAAAGACUAUGGAGGAUGGAUUGGAGGGUUUACAGAAUGGAAGAUCUUGUAUUAUCUGGGUAAGGAUGAGAAGGGAUUAUUGAAGAAAGAUGUGGUUAGAGGUGUUUAUGAUGGAAGCUUGUUCCAUAAAAUGGAGGAAGAAAAGGAAAAGGCUAAAGCGUCCAAGAAGAAACACAUUGAUAAGUAAAGAAGUGGAGGGUAAAGAUGGUGUGUGAAUUUUAUGUAUGGGAAGAACAUUGAAUUGUGUAAGUAAUAAUUUUAUUUGAAUUUUCAUUAUCUUCUAGAGCUUGUAAACAUUAAAUAGAUUGAAAGAGCUUGAUCUUAAAAGUUAUAGAGUUGUGUGGUGUAUUUAAACCAGUUAAAAUCUUUUACCCAUACCUGUUUUUUGGUGUUGGGUUUAUGUCA